AUGCGGGCGCUGACACCUCUCCUACUCCUCACCGCGCUGCCAGCCACUCGUUCGCUGACGCUCCUCGCGCCGGCGGCUCGGCCUCACGUCCUGCGGGCGCCGCCCGUCGCAGCGCGCGUGCCCAAGGCCUUUCGCGGCGGCCUCGAUCUGUCGGAGGGCUCAGAAUGGGAGGGGCAGGUGGAGGAAAUCACUGACUUCGGCUGCUUCGUCCGGCUAGGGCGGCUCGGCGUCCAGCGCCACCGCGGGCUGCUGCACGUCUCGGGCCUUUCGGAGGAGCGGCUGGAGUCAGCCGCCGUGCCAGAUUACGUCGAGGAGACUGUCGGCCCGGUCGGGAGCAAGGUGCGCGUCCUCGUCCGAUCGCUCGAGCCUCGAGUCUCGCUGCAGCUCCUCGAGGUGCUCUCGAGGCAGAGCGCGAGCGAGCUGUCAGAGCGGGCGAUCAUGCGGAGCGUGGCGGAGGGCGAGGAGGGGAGCUGA
Messenger RNA from Emiliania huxleyi CCMP1516, 474 nucleotides. RefSeq lists its product as hypothetical. The transcript has 2 exons. Bases 1 to 474 code for a protein of 157 amino acids. Gene Ontology annotation, molecular function: nucleic acid binding. The record is from RefSeq and is a predicted model, not a curated record. NCBI's taxonomy places the organism in Eukaryota, Haptophyta, Isochrysidales, Noelaerhabdaceae.